Messenger RNA from Lycium barbarum (goji berry), 1865 nucleotides. RefSeq names its product ATP-dependent 6-phosphofructokinase 6-like. The transcript has 14 exons. The coding region runs from base 200 to 1681 and encodes 493 amino acids. Gene Ontology annotation, molecular function: 6-phosphofructokinase activity; ATP binding. Gene Ontology annotation, biological process: fructose 6-phosphate metabolic process; glycolytic process. The record is from RefSeq and is a predicted model, not a curated record. Gene Ontology annotation, cellular component: cytoplasm. NCBI's taxonomy places the organism in Eukaryota, Viridiplantae, Streptophyta, Magnoliopsida, Solanales, Solanaceae.
UAAAUAAAACAAAAAACAAACAAAGUGGACUCUCCUCCUAUUUUUUUCACUUACUUUUUUGAAAAAUUAGGAUUCUCUUUUUAUUCCUUUGAUUUUAUUAAAGAGUGAUAAAGGAAUCCAAGAUUAGCUUUCUUUAUUACUAUUUUAGAGUAAACACUUUGAAUCUUCAUUGAAAGAGAGGGAUUCUAUAAUUAGAAAGAUGGGUACUGAGAGUAAUUAUCAGAUGAAGGUGGUGAAAGGGGAUUAUGGCUAUGUUCUUGAAGAUGUUCCUCACUUGACUGAUUACAUCCCUGAUCUUCCUACUUAUGACAAUCCAUUGCGGUCAAAUCCUGCAUAUUCAGUUGUGAAGCAGUACUUCGUUGACAUGGAUGAUACUGUUCCCCAAAAGGUUGUUACUCACAAGGACAGUCCCAGAGGGGUGCAUUUCCGGCGUGCUGGUCCACGUCAGAAGGUGUAUUUCAGUUCGGAUGAUGUUCGUGCUUGUAUUGUAACUUGUGGUGGUUUGUGCCCAGGGCUAAACACAGUGAUCAGAGAAAUUGUACAUAGCCUUGAUUAUAUGUAUGGGGUCAGCAAAGUCUAUGGUAUAGAUGGAGGUUACAAGGGUUUCUAUUCAAAGAAUAUCAUCACUUUGACACCAAAGACAGUUAAUGAUAUUCAUAAACGCGGUGGUACAAUUCUUGGAUCAUCACGAGGAGGCCAUGAUAAAACAAAGAUUGUUGACUGCAUAGAGGACCGUGGAAUUAAUCAGGUUUAUAUAAUCGGGGGUGAUGGAACUCAAAAAGGAGCAGCUGUAAUAUAUGAGGAAAUUAGGCGGCGUGGUCUCAAAGUAAUUGUUGCUGGGAUCCCCAAGACAAUUGAUAAUGAUAUUCCUGUUAUCGACAAGUCAUUUGGUUUUGAUACUGCUGUAGAGGAGGCUCAACGUGCCAUAAAUGCAGCUCAUGUUGAAGCUGAAAGUGCUGAGAAUGGUAUUGGGGUGGUGAAGCUAAUGGGGCGCUAUAGUGGAUUCAUCACAAUGUAUGCCACUUUGGCGAGCAGAGAUGUUGAUCUCUGUUUAAUUCCAGAGUCACCCUUUUAUCUUGAAGGAGAUGGUGGACUCUUUGAAUACGUUGAAAAACGGCUCAAAGAAAGUGGGCACAUGGUUAUUGUCAUAGCCGAAGGAGCAGGGCAAGAACUUCUUGCAGAAGAGAAUGCGCAUGCCAAAAAGGAACAAGAUGCUUCAGGGAACAAGCUUCUCCAAGAUGUUGGUUUGUGGAUUUCCCAGAAAAUCAGGGAUCAUUUCGCUAAAAAACCUAACAUGCCCAUUACUCUUAAAUAUAUAGAUCCGACUUACAUGAUUCGUGCUAUUCCAAGUAAUGCCUCUGACAAUGUGUAUUGCACUCUUCUUGCUCAAAGUUGUGUUCAUGGAGCAAUGGCAGGGUACACAGGUUACACCUCAGGACUUGUCAAUGGUCGCCAGACAUAUAUUCCAUUCAAUCGUAUUACCGAGAAACAAAAUAAGGUGGUUAUAACAGACAGGAUGUGGGCACGUCUUCUUUCUUCAACCAAUCAGCCAAGCUUCUUGCGUGUGAAAGAAAUUGAAGAGGUUAAAAAUGAGGAGCAGCCGAAAACUCAAUUGUUGGACGGGGAUAACAAUGUACAUGAGAACUCAGGUCACUGUGACAGAAGUGUGUCGUCUGCCUGAGAUGUUGGCAGUAACAGAUGUAUUGCAGUCUAAUUCAUCUGAAGUGAAAUUAGACAAAAAGAAUUAAAAAGUUUUGUAAUAAAUUUAAAUAGUGAGAAAGUCGUAGCACAUAAAUGACAAACUGUAUGCGACUGUGAGUCUGGAUGUCUUUUGAGAUAUAAAAUAGUCUGAGCUUUGGAAGAAA